Molecule: messenger RNA, 1661 nt
Organism: Effrenium voratum
Lineage: Eukaryota; Dinophyceae; Suessiales; Symbiodiniaceae
Source: the annotation of a GenBank genome assembly
GGCGGACGCUUCAGGCGCUCCUGGCGGAGCUGCCGACGCCGCGCUGCGCAAUUUCGCAGCUGGCGCUGGCCACCGCGGAUCAGCUCCUAAGCGACGCGGGCGAAUCCGACGAGGGCGUGGCGUUCGCCAAGCUCACGGCUGCGGGCUCCGUGUUGGACUUGAUGGCGGUGAUGAACAAGUGCAGCCACCUUCUCAAGGUGUCACUGGCGGUGCGCGGCGUGCUCAGCGCUGUGGCGGUACUCCAGGAGGAGUGGCUGCUGCAGCCCCUCCUGGAGCCUGUGGUGGCCCCGGCCUUCCUGGCCGCCACGGCCGCCCAGGCGGCCACGGCGCCGCUGCCCGGCGGCGCCUGCGAGCUGCUGCAGCACUGCGCCUUGUUGGCGUGCGACGAAAGUGAGCACUCCCAGAGGCUCCUUUGCGCUGCCUCCUGCGGCUUUCUGAAUGUUUGCCGUGCGCUGGCCAUGGAGGCUGCGUACUCGCAGGCGGAUCGGCUCUUGCUGCAGGAGGCGCAGUGCCGGGUGCGCGCGGCGGCGGCCAAGGCCGCGCGGGCGGCGGCCGCGGAGCUGAAGAGCGAGCUGGCGGGCGAGGCGGAGCCUUCGACCUCGGCAAAGCCAACGGGCCGGGAGUCGGCGAUCCAAGCCGCGGUGGAUGCGGCAGCCUCUGAAGCAGACAGGCAAUGCAAGGAGCUUGACGCCUUGCGCGGGGAGAUCCUGUCAGGACUUUGGACUUCUUGCAAGUUUCGAGGAAGCCAAGGUCGGAGGCUGCUGCAACGAUGGGAUGCCCUGGCCAAGGCAGUGAGAUGCCAGCCGCCUAUUUCUCCCGGUCGGACAAUGGAUGUGCUAGAUGCAGACUGGGAGCGGAUGGAGGAUGGCAUGCACCUGAACGACUCCCUCUUGAACCUCUUCAUGUCAUCCCUGGUUGGGCUCUUGGGAGGGUCGCGGAUCCACGCCUUUAGCUCGCACUUCUUUACCAUGCUGGCUGGUCCGGACUUGGAGGUCGAUGUGCCGGAUGGAUGGCAACGGGUGAAGACUUGGACCAGGGCGGUGCGGCGCAGGUUUCUCACAGGGAUCUUCGCAUGCGACUACCUGCUGUUGCCAUUGCACCACGAGGCAGAGCGCCAUUGGUCCUUGGCAGUGGUUUGCAGACCUUGGGCCUGCAUUGAUCUGGCAAGCUCUGUUACGCCCUCGUACACGACCAUUGCCUUUCUGGACUCUUUGCGUGCUCCUGGCAGUCAGGCUAGAGAGGAGGCUGUGGUGAAGACUUUGCGCCAGUACCUGCAGUGUGAGUGGUCUGACUGCGGGGAAGCUGGCUGCUUCCGGCCCGAGCGAGUCAAGGCCGUGCCCAUCCACGUGCCGCAGCAGCCCAACGACUUCGACUGCGGCAUCUAUGUCUUGGAGUUCGUGCUACAGCUUCUCCAGCGUCCCUGGCGCCUCACGGCCCUUGGCAAGCGUCCGGUGAACUUCCAGGUCUCAGAGCCCCGGCCGCGCUGGCGCCGGGCGGCGCAGCUGCUCCGAGGCGAGGGGCGUGAAUCGCGCGCUGCUUGCGCUCGGCACUGGCUGAAAGCGCUUGCUGAUGACCAGGAGAAGAGCGAAUGACCGGACCGGUGCAGUUGACCGGACGGGCUUUUCAGGGCUUGGGGCUGGCUGUCGAAAAGGCCCACAUGU